Necator americanus (New World hookworm) is the source of this 657-nucleotide messenger RNA. RefSeq lists its product as uncharacterized. NCBI's taxonomy places the organism in Eukaryota, Metazoa, Nematoda, Chromadorea, Rhabditida, Ancylostomatidae. The record is from RefSeq and is a predicted model, not a curated record. The transcript is spliced from 2 exons. The coding region runs from base 1 to 657 and encodes 218 amino acids.
AUGCCUCUCUGUCUCACCUUCAUCGACUUGAAGAAGGCCUUCGACUCAGUUGAGACGGAAGCGGUUAUGGAAGCCUUGGACAACCAGUGCGUCCCUACUCAGUACAUAGAGAGCAGCUUCACUACCGGAAUUUCACCAUUCUGCAAGGAUAUCAUAAUCGACGUGAAAAGAGGGGUCCGACAGGGUGGUUCAAUCUCACUUAAAAUAUUCACAGCCACUUUCGAGAACGCAAUGGGUGGAAUCGGGCGACAUAGCAGUGAAGGCUGGUGGUCGGCAGCUACACCUUUGCGCUUUGCUGAUGACAUCGUUCUGAUAACACCUAGCAUCAGUCAAGCGGAAAGAAUGCUGACCGAAUUCGACGAAACAUGUGGAUGCAUCGGUCUUCAGUUGAAUCUGCAAAAGAAGAUGCUCACGCUUAACGGAACGAACAUAUCCGAAUGCAUCAGCUACGUUUAUCUGGGUCGGGAAUUGAACAUGAUUAACCAUCUGACCCCCGAGCCGAACAGCAGGAGACGAGCAGCUUGGGAAGGGUAUAAGAGCAUCGAAGAUGUAGUGAAGAUGCCCCAGAACACCCGGCUCCGUGCUCAUCUCUUUAACACCACUGUACUUUCUGCUUUGACCUAUGCUUUGGAAAUCUGGGCAUUCCGCAAGCUGUAA